UGCUUAAUAAAAUAUGAUGCAUUGCUAACUUAUGCGAGCUAUGUUAUACAAAGUUAAAGCACUUUUGGUGUAAAAGUAGAUUUGACUACUUACAGUUGUUUGCUGAAGUUCAAUUUUGAAUGCUGAAUUAGUUAAUUGCAUUUUCUCCACUGUGGUAUUACUGACCUAACGUUAGGCUACUUAUAUUUAAACUCAAUAAAAUUGAGUGGCAAAACAUACACUGUGAGACCAACAGGAGCUUUAGGUUAGCUGACAACCUCAGUCUUUCAUGGUUGUUUUCAGUGUAAAGGCUUGCAUGUGCAUCACUCAGUAUAUUUGUCCCAAAGUGCAUGUUCUUGGCUUCCUGACCAUCAGACCAGCUGUGCUGCAGGCUGGCACAGGUCCAGUGUGCAUGUGUAGAGUAACUAUGCGAGGGUUUGGGCUUUUUGAGUUGUGUGAGAAGGAGGGCGACAGGCCACCUGCCAUAGAGGCUUGCCCUGUUUGGAUCCCCAGCCCUGCCUUUUAACUGGGAGCCAAGUUGAGGUUCUUUCAUGUGGGCCUGAUCUCCUUAAGACAUCAGCAAAUAUUGAACAAGACUCAGUCCAAACUCAAACACAUCUGUUGUCUUAUAGUCUCCACUGUUAGGCACAGACAAGGAGAGAGAGUGCGAACACCAGUGGGUCUGUUGCAUUAGCUUCGAUGUGUGGACAGAAAGCUAUAGUUUAUACUUUGCAAACACAAAUGCUAACUUUUGACGAGUUUAGGCUAAACCAUGUUCCACUGUAAACAAAUAUGGGGCUGUGUGAAAGAAAUGGAGUUUGGUAUGACAAGGCAGCCACUGACUGCCAGAUUUGGGCUGAAGAUCAGAAAUGAGAUAAGACGAACAGAUAGCCAACAUUUAAUAUCCCUCAGUCAUGUUGUAGAAUCAGUCAGCAGUAUUUUGGGACCGUUUUGGACAGAUAAGGAGGACAGUUGUAUUUUAGAAUUAGGAUAGAUUAUGGAAUUAAGUACUUUUCUCAAAUACUUGGAGCUAUAAGAGAACGCAUAUUAGAGGAAGUGUAAUGCAUGCAAAACUUAAAACAGACAAAAAGCCUCACAAAUGCAAAUACAUAUUCUUGAAUCAACAGUAAACAGACUGAUAGGCACACAAUAAACAGGCUGUUGAACUUGCUGUACUGUGAGCUGAACUGUUUCAUCAUAGUUUUGGUGUUUCAGUGUGCAUUUAAUAUCCUGCAACUGUGUCUUAAUAUACUUUAUAUUUGUUGUCAGAUUUUCAGGUUUUUCUGAUCCCACAUAACUGAAGUCAUACAGCUCCAUCCAUCACAAAAAAAACUUGGGUAGGAGUUGGGUUGGGUCAACACUCACAGCAUUCUCAUAGUCAUUGAAACUCACCUUGUGCGACUGGUAUAGCUAGUUACACCCAGUCCAGCCUGUACACCAAUCGCCUGCCUUAAAAGUCGUCUUGAAGCAGGAAAGGGCACUAACUACAUGUUGUGUUGCCUGCAACCCUUCCUCAUUGACAUCAUAUUUAGGAUGGUUGAGCUGCCUCUGAAAUUUACUGGUGCUCUCGGUGGAGACUGAUUUAGUCUGUGGCUUUGUCAACCUGUUCGGUGGAGGUCGACUGGACAGUUAUCACUCAAGAUGGAUGUCAAGAAAAAGACCUUCUUGGAGAACUUGCGUCUCAAAACUAAGUUGGUCAACCUGAAGAAGCCAGGGAAGAAGGCCUUUGGAAAGCGUGGAAAGAAGCUGGCUCAUCGGCGCAGUAUUUCUGUACCAGACCUAAGGUUUGUGCCAGCUGAAGCAUUUUCUACAGACAGUGCCACUCCUUCUGAUGCCAUCUCCUUCAGCAACUCCCGUGGUGAGAGUGAUACUGAUUCUGUUGCCAGUGGCUCCGUCGUCGAUGGACUCCUUUUCACAGACAAACUGAACGAUUCAUUCCCAGAAAGUAGACUCAAAGUUCCCAUAGAUCGCACAGCUGCUGCUUUGAAUAGAAUAAGUUCACCAUUGGGGACACCUAGCCUUCAUGAGGAAAUUGAAAAUACGAUAAAUCCAGGCUCACAGAAAACGAUGAACUUGACUCGAGAAGGGCAAAGAGCCAAGGGGAAUGCACCUUUAUUUACUUUUGACCCUAUUCCUAAACCAAGAAGUGUUUUUACCAACGCACUUCCACCAAGACCAGACAUUGUAGGGAAAGAGAAUCUCUCUGGUGAAGACACCCCAACAGCCAUAGUGCCUUCAAGUGCUGUUGCUGCAGUAUUGGCAAGAGCAAGCUCAAUGGGAGAACAAAUGAAGCCUUACACAGAAAAGAGGACCACAGCAUUUGAGUAUAGAGAGUCAUCAUCUGAAAAAGGAACUCCGCCAGCAACCAGAGCAAAUGCUCAGGGUACACCUUUGGAGAGUGCAGAUGGUACCUCUUCACCUCCUUCCUGUGGCAGUCCCAGUGAGGAGCGAGUCAACAUGCCCUGGACGACAGACUCGGAUGAUCUUGACCGAGAAUUUUGCUCUUACGUUUUGACGGAAGAGGCUCCGCUAGAAGAAGCCCAGCCUGAGGAGGAGCUAGAAGAAACGACAGAGGUGUCCCGUGGACCGAAUUAUUUCUUUGACGAAAACAUGCAAGAUCCUCUAGAAAACUCUCAGUUUAUGACAGCAGGGCCUGACGUCCAAGCAAUUGACCCAUCCCAGAGAUACCUCCUGAACAUCAACCUAAAGCAGGGAAGGAACCUGGUCACCCGAGACAAGCGGUCCGGCACCAUUGAUCCUUAUGUGAAGUUCAAACUUGAAGGAAAACAGUUUUAUAAGUGCAAAGUGGUUUAUAAAAGCCUGAAUCCACGGUGGAAUGAGUCCUUCUCCCAUCCUCUUCGAGACAGAGAGCAUGUCGUGGAAGUUCGGGUCUACGAUAAAAAUCGGACCGCUGAUGAGUUCAUGGGUUCCAGCACUAUUUCCCUAAAGCAUCUUCAAUUGUACAAAACCUAUGAAAUGGAGUUGCAUCUUGAUGAUCCGAAAAGUAAAGAAGAUGACAUGGGAGUUAUUCUUGUUGAUGUCUGCUUAAUGUUUAGAGAUGCCACCAUCAAAAGAAGCCCUAGAUGGCGACCAAAGAAGAAUAAGCAGAACCAGGCCGCACUAUCCACACGGCCAGCUGAGACACAGAGGAAUCAGCUGAAGAACCAGAUGUGGACUGGGGUGCUUGGUAUCACCUUAGUGGAGGGACAGGACCUGCCACAGCAUGGCCAUGGGGACAUUUACGUCCGCUUUCGCCUUGGUGAUCAGAAGUACAAGAGCAAGAACCUUUGCAUUCAGGCCAAUCCCCAGUGGAGAGAGCAGUUUGACUUCAAUCAGUUUGAAGAUAACCAGGAACCUCUGCAGGUGGAGGUGUACUCAAAGAGAGGAAGGAAGUGUGAGGAAUCAUGGGGGUUGUUUGAGAUUGACCUAUCGAGACUUCCACUUAAUGAAAGGCAGCUCUACACUCAUGUGCUGGACCCAGGAAAGGGCAGGCUGGUGUUUCUGGUCACCCUGAGACCCUGCUGGGGAGUCUCCAUCUCUGACAUUGAAACAGCUGCCUUGGGAAACCCUGAUGAGAGAGACACAGUAGUGAAGAGAUUUAGCUUAAAGAACUCACACAAGUGUGUGGGGGAGGUUGGCUUACUUCAGGUCAAAGUUGUAAAGGCAAAUGAUCUUCCUGCCACAGACCUCAAUGGAAAAAGCAACCCUUUCUGUGUUGUUGAGCUUGGUAACAGCAAACUUCAAACUCACACAAUCUACAAGACCCUAAAUCCGGAUUGGAACAAAGCCUUUACGUUCCCAAUAAAGGACAUUCAUGAUGUGAUAGAGUUAACUGUCCUUGAUGAAAAUGGAGACAAAGCCCCAAACUUUUUGGGGAAAUUAGCAAUUCCAUUACUUACUGUUCAAAAUGGGCAGGAGAUAUGUUUGUUCUUGAAAAAAGAAGACUUGGGAGGUACAUCAAAAGGAACCAUCACACUUGUGCUGGAGGUUAUCUAUAACAAAGUCAGAGCUGGAAUCAGAACCUUUCAACCAAAAGAAAUGAGAUUAAUGGAGGAAAACGUGAAGUUCUCCAAAAAGGUUCUUGCCCGGAAUAUUUAUCGGGUUCGAAAAAUCAGCACAGCAGUUCUGUACACGUUACAGUACAUUAAAAGCUGUUUUCAGUGGGAGAGCACGCAACGGAGUCUAAUAGCCUUUCUGAUCUUCCUUGUGACGGUGUGGCACUGGGAGCUCUUCAUGCUGCCCCUCUUCCUGGUUCUGCUCCUUGGCUGGCAGUACUUCCAGCUCACUGGGGGGAAGGCCAGCCCGAACCUGGACCUGGUGAACAUGAGCAUGGGUGACGACGAAGAGGAAGACGAGAAGGAAUCCGGGAAAAAGGGUUUGAUGGAUAAGAUACAUAUGGUGCAGGAAGUAGUGCUGACUGUCCAGAAUGUUUUGGAGGAAAUCGCAAACAUUGGAGAGCGAAUCAAGAACAUAUUCAACUGGUCUGUCCCAUUCAUGUCGUGCCUGGCCUGCUUGGUGCUGUUUGUGGCAACAGCGCUAUUAUACUUUAUCCCGCCACGAUAUAUUGUGCUGAUAUGGGGCGUUAACAAAUUUACCAAGAAGCUGCGCAACCCAUAUACCAUUGACAAUAAUGAAACACUGGAUUUCCUCAAGAGGGUGCCUUCUGAUGUUCAAAAGGUGCAGCACAGCGCGCUGAGAGCGCCCACCAGCCAGAACCAGCCGCGGAAGAAAAGGUAAGCGGCGCGGACACGCUGGAUGAAAGGCUGGUCUCCCUUUGAAUAUGGUACGACGCAGUCCACCUGACAACAAUGCUCCAGUGCCAGCAGAGCCCAUGACCCUGUGCACCCCCACCAUACCACCCUAACUCUGCCUCCUGCUGCUGAGGGGCAGCCAGCCGCUCUCUGGCUUGUGUGUUUGCCACCCCCCUGACAGAGGCUGUGAACUGCAGCAGCUAGGAGGGCAGCACAUGGCGCUGUCAAUCACAAGCCUGGAGGUAAAGAAAAGAGAGCGCUGCAAGGCUCAGCCUUCAUCUUUGGAAAUAAUUUAGAAAAGGAAUGAAAAGCGUCGGGUUUGGCUUACCUUAGACCUCCACGGCUUUGCUUUUCUUUUCUUUUUGACUUUGGUGAAACUAAGAAAUUUGACUUCAGGUUAAGUUAAUACAAGCAGUUUAUGGAAAACAAACCAUCGCAAUCUUUUUUUUUCUAUAUCCAUGUGUUAAUAUA
Molecule: messenger RNA, 5201 nt
Organism: Perca flavescens (yellow perch)
Lineage: Eukaryota; Metazoa; Chordata; Actinopteri; Perciformes; Percidae
Gene: mctp2a
Product: multiple C2 domains, transmembrane 2a
Exons: 23
Coding region: 1621-4716 (1031 amino acids)
Biological process (GO): regulation of neurotransmitter secretion
Cellular component (GO): synaptic vesicle membrane
Molecular function (GO): calcium ion binding
Source: RefSeq, a predicted model, not a curated record